AUGUUCGAAACUCGUAGUGAAUCUUCUUCACCUGUGUAUCGAAAUAUGUCACCGAAUUCUUCGCCUAGUUAUGAUGAUUACGAACAAACUAGAUUAAUGGAUUUAACUAAUUCUAGUGAUAAAUAUUUACCGGCUACUUUACCUCAUCCCGAUAACAGUGCCUUCGCCUUAUUUUAUAGUCAGCAAAAUUUACAUCAGAAUCGAUAUUACGAAGAGGAUGGUCGAAUGCAAUCUCCUAAUUAUCACCACGAACACAGACCAGCUUACGAAUACCACGAGGGAACUUAUAUCAAAGUCGAACCUGUGGAUGAACCUCCAGUAUUAAAAUCUAGAAAUUCGGGUAGAAAACGUCGAAAUAUGGAAGCGGACGAUGAAAAUUCCUUUUCCAAAUCCAAAUCACGAAGAAAAUCACCGCAAAGUUUCGAGGAUUUACAGACACAAAGAAUAAUGGCGAAUGUUCGAGAGAGACAAAGAACACAAAGCCUUAACGAAGCUUUCGCUAGUUUGAGAAAAAGUAUACCAACAUUACCGUCGGAUAAAUUAUCAAAAAUACAGACACUGAAAUUAGCUGCUAGAUAUAUAGACUUUUUGUAUCAUGUUUUGUCUACGUCGUCACCUGAAAAUCCCGGUGAGAGUGACAUUUUAGGUAACGUUUGUUCAUAUACAGCGCACGAAAAACUUUCAAGAGCGUUCAGUAUGUGGAGGAUGGAGGGCGAUUGGAAUACGCAAAUGUAA
This is a messenger RNA of Diorhabda carinulata, 735 nucleotides long. RefSeq names its product twist-related protein 2-like (gene Twi). NCBI's taxonomy places the organism in Eukaryota, Metazoa, Arthropoda, Insecta, Coleoptera, Chrysomelidae. The transcript has a single exon. Gene Ontology annotation, molecular function: RNA polymerase II transcription regulatory region sequence-specific DNA binding; protein dimerization activity; DNA-binding transcription factor activity, RNA polymerase II-specific. The record is from RefSeq and is a predicted model, not a curated record. Gene Ontology annotation, biological process: developmental process; regulation of transcription by RNA polymerase II. Bases 1 to 735 code for a protein of 244 amino acids.